AUGCAGCCUUCAGAUGUAUUCGUGGGGUCGAUCGACCAGGGCACAACAAGCACUAGAUUUCUCAUCUUUAAUCGAGAUGGGGAGCCUGUCGCCUCAUACCAGGUUGAGUUCAGCCAAAUAUAUCCAAACCCAGGAUGGCACGAACAUGACCCACUUGAGCUCAUCUCCUCUGUGGAAACAUGCAUCGAAGGAGCAGUCCAGGAAUUCGAAAGCAAAGGCUACUCUCGCACCAACAUCAAAAGCAUUGGGAUAACAAAUCAACGAGAAACAACAAUAGUCUGGGACCACGAGACCGGUGAACCUCUCCACAAUGCCAUUGUCUGGACCGACACCCGCUCUCAGUCCAUAGUGAGCGAGUUGAAACAGAAACCAGGCGUAUCCAACCUUCAAUCCAUCUGCGGUCUACCGCUGUCAACCUAUUCGUCCGCCACAAAACUACUGUGGAUGCUCCAGAACGUCCCAAAGGUACAAGAGGCGUUUAACCGUGGCACUCUCGCGUUUGGCACGGUCGAUUCGUGGCUUGUAUACCGUUUGAACGGUGGCGUAUACGCCAACGUCUUUGUCUCAGAUUCAACAAACGCCUCGCGGACGAUGUUUAUGAAUCUGGAGUCGUUACAAUAUGAUGAUACACUCUUGGACUUUUUUGGCAUCAAGGGAAAAGUUCAUCUCCCAAGGAUAGUGCCUUCGUCAGACGCGAACGCUUACGGUAUGGUUGCCGUGGGUGCUCUGGUGGGUGUUCCGAUUAUGGGAUGCUUGGGCGACCAGUCUUCUGCGUUGGUUGGGCAGAAAGGGUUCUCGCCUGGGAUGGCGAAGAACACAUAUGGGACGGGAUGCUUUUUGCUUUACAAUGUUGGUGAGAAGCCGGUGUUUUCACACCACGGGCUACUGGCUACAGUCGCAUAUGAUUUUGGAGGAAAGCCCGUCUAUGCUCUUGAGGGGAGUAUUGCUGUGGCAGGAUCUGGGAUAAAGUUCCUGCAGAACAAUUUGAAUUUCUUCCAGGAUGCCAAGGAGGUGAAUGAUCUAGCGCUGUCGGUGGAGGACAAUGGGGGUUGUGUGUUUGUCACGGCUUUCAGUGGGCUUUUUGCCCCGUAUUGGAUUGAUGAUGCCAAGGGAACCAUUUUCGGUAUUACUCAAUACACUCAAAAGGGCCACAUCGCUCGCGCAACGCUCGAAGCAACAUGCUUUCAGACCAAGGCUAUCCUGGAGGCAAUGGAGAAGGACAGCGGACACGCCCUUUCCGAAUUGGCCGUGGAUGGAGGAAUGAGUAACUCAGAUCUAGCCAUGCAGACACAAGCAGACUUGAUCUCGAUACCCGUUUACCGUCCCAAAAUGCGCGAGACCACAGCCCUGGGCGCAGCAAUCGCAGCAGGUCUCGCGGUUGGUCUAUGGCGAAAUUUCACCGAGCUCCGAGAUAUCAACCGCAGCGGAGGAGCAGUCUUCGAGCCCCAGAUAACCCGACAAGAAAGCGCAAGCAGAUUUGGAGAAUGGGAAAAAGCAGUGGGAAUGUGUCGAGGUUGGAUUGGAACAAAUCAUGAGAAUACGAACGAUACCAUUCAGGCUCACGAAGAAGUCGAGAUAAAAGCGCACGAGAAGCCCGUGCCUAUUUUGCAGGUCAAGAUGCAUGCUGCGGAUAACUUCCAGAGAGAUCAUACAUCUUGUUUGCUCUAUGAUAGCCCUGGUGAUGGCAUUGGAGGUAUGUUGAGAAUCACACGGUCACAGAAUGGGGAUGACGAAAUCCCAUCAAUCAAAAUGCCGUUAGUCAGUGUUUCAGGGGACUUGGACAGUGCAGAUGAGGAAGAUUUAUUUUUGGAGUUAAGGAAGGUUGAGAUUUUGCAGAAGCUUAAGAAAGUUCGAAAGCUGAAGUUGAGUUCCAAAGGAGGUUAUUAUUAG
Messenger RNA from Penicillium verhagenii, 1890 nucleotides. RefSeq names its product glycerol kinase. The transcript has 4 exons. Gene Ontology annotation, molecular function: glycerol kinase activity. Gene Ontology annotation, biological process: glycerol metabolic process; triglyceride metabolic process; glycerol-3-phosphate biosynthetic process. Bases 1 to 1890 code for a protein of 629 amino acids. NCBI's taxonomy places the organism in Eukaryota, Fungi, Ascomycota, Eurotiomycetes, Eurotiales, Aspergillaceae. The record is from RefSeq and is a predicted model, not a curated record. Gene Ontology annotation, cellular component: mitochondrion.